Molecule: messenger RNA, 1826 nt
Organism: Seriola dumerili (greater amberjack)
Lineage: Eukaryota; Metazoa; Chordata; Actinopteri; Carangiformes; Carangidae
Gene: agxt2
Product: alanine--glyoxylate aminotransferase 2
Exons: 14
Coding region: 37-1584 (515 amino acids)
Biological process (GO): glyoxylate catabolic process
Cellular component (GO): mitochondrion
Molecular function (GO): pyridoxal phosphate binding; L-alanine:glyoxylate transaminase activity
Source: RefSeq, a predicted model, not a curated record
AGUAGGACAACUGUGUGCCCUCUGUAUCUGCACAACAUGUAUAAAGUUGUGUCCUGUGUAAGUGGCCGUUGCGCAGUUUUAACAGGACAGUCCUUUCUCCCCGGUUUGGCCAAAUUCCACUUGGCAAGUGGUGCGUUAUGUCAGAAAUCAGCCAUCAGAUACCCUCCCACAGACAUCCCAGAGAUGCCCCCAUGCAAUUUCAAACCAGAGGAAUACAAGGGUAUGUCCAAAGAGCGGAUGAUGGAGAUCCGCAAACUGAACUGCAACCCUAUGACCAUGAAGGUUACCUACUAUAAGAAACCAGUGUUCAUCCACCAGGGAUACAUGCAGUGGCUGUGGGAUGUGGAUGGGAGGCGAUAUCUGGAUCUAUUUGCCGGCGUAGCUACUGUCAGUGUCGGUCAUUGCCACCCGAAAGUAACAGCAGCCGCAGAGCAGCAGAUGAAGAGACUGUGGCAUACUACUAACAUCUACGUCUAUCCUCCUCUCCAUGAGUAUUGUGAGAAACUAGCUUCCUACUUGCCAGAUCCCCUUAAGGUGGUAUAUCUGACCAACAGCGGCUCAGAGGCCAACGACCUGGCUAUGUUGAUGGCUCGACUCCACACAGGCAACUUUGACAUCAUCACUUUCAGAGGAUCAUACCACGGUGGCAGCCCACAGACCAUGGGUCUUACUUCCAAUGCAGCAUAUAAAUAUCCCAUCGCCAAUGGUUUAGGCUGCACGAAUACCAUGUGUCCUGAUGUGUUCAGAGGUCCGUGGGGAGGAAGCCACUGCAGAGACUCUCCUGUUCAGACCAUCAGAGAAUGUAGCUGUGCCCAAGGUCAUUGCAUGGCAAAUGAACAAUACAUCGGACAGCUCAAAGAGACAUUUGCUACUAGUGUCCCGAGUCGAAUUGCUGCUUUCUUUGGGGAGCCCAUUCAGGGAGUCGGAGGAGCUGUGCAGUACCCUAAGAACUACCUCAAGGAGGCUUAUCAACUUGUGAGAGACAGAGGAGGACUCUGCAUUGCUGAUGAGGUGCAGACUGGAUUUGGGCGAACAGGAAGCCACUUCUGGGGUUUCCAAGGUCAUGAUGUCAUUCCUGAUAUGGUUACAAUGGCAAAAGGCAUUGGUAAUGGAUUCCCAAUGGGAGCUGUUGUUACAACACCAGAAAUUGCUGCCUCAUUUGCCAAGGGGGUUCACUUCAACACCUUUGGUGGAAAUCCUGUGGCUUGUGCAGUUGCUUCAUCAGUGCUCGAUACUAUCAAAGAGAACGGUACGCAGCAGAUCAGUCUUGAUGUGGGCACCUAUCUGAUGACAGAGCUGGCCAAACUCAGAGACAAGUAUGAGAUCAUCGGUGAUGUCCGUGGAAAAGGCCUGCAGAUCGGUGUGGAGAUGGUCAAAGACAAGGCCAGCAGAGACCUACUGCCUCCGGAGGCAAUGAAUGAGAUCUUUGAGAACGUCAAGGACAUGGGAGUCCUGAUAGGGAAAGGAGGAGUAUACGGACAGACCUUCCGUAUUAAACCCCCCAUGUGCAUCACAAUGGAAGAUGCAGAUUUCUUCCUGGCAGUUUUUAACAAGGCCAUCCACAACUACAUGGAAAGAAGAUGAAAGUCAUUUUGACCUUUUGAUUAAGAGUACUUAUGUUAUUACCUUUGCAUAGCCAUUGUAAAAGGGAACUUUUUAAACUAUUUAAUCAUGUUGUAAUUACAGAGACUAAUUUAUUAACUCAUUAAUGAAGAAAAGAUAUUGUACAGUACAUUUCUAACAACUCACUUGAAGUUCAUGUUGCCUUUUUUGGAUCUACAGAAUCAUGCUUUCUUGAUGAAUGUAAUAAUAAUGAAUCUGUGAGC